CACACAUCCUGGAAGCGGAGGUUGCUUGCAUGAGAGGAGUAGUCGGUUUUACGAGCAGCUGCAGCUUUCCCUUCAAUUGCUUCUCUCACUCUUAAAAAAAUAAAGCAAACCCCACAAUCAAAAUCUACCAAUCCAAUCAAGCAAGCAGCUAAGAGCAAACAACUCGAUCGAGACUUCUGCAUCGGAACAAAAAACCGCAAUCCGUAUUUGAUCCGCUGAAGCUGUGGAGCUUGGGGUAGGGUUUAGGGUUUAUCUGGAAGCAGAAGUGGAAGCUUUGGAACCAUGGACAGAUAUCACAGAGUGGAGAAGCCUCGCCCCGAUGUCCCCAUUAUGGAUAACGAGAUUCGUAUAACUACCCAGGGGAUGCCUAGGAACUAUAUUACAUAUGCAACAACUCUACUCAGAGAGAGAGGCGCAUCUGAAGUUGUUUUGAAGGCAAUGGGAAAAGCAAUUAGUAAGACAGUAACAAUUGCAGAAAUUAUAAAGAGGAGGAUUCCCAAUCUUCACCAGAACACAACGAUUAGCUCUGCUCCUAUAACAUAUAUGUGGGAACCUCUUGAAGAAGGUCUUUUACCGUUGGAAACAACAAGGCAUGUAUCCAUGAUAACAAUCACUUUGUCCACAAUACAACUUGACACAUCAUCUGCAGGUUAUCAACCACCACUGCCGGCUGAUCAAGUCAAGCCUCUACCUGAAUACGAAUACGAGGGAGAGGAUUCUCUUCAAGAUGUGAAAGGCAAAGGUCGUGCACGUGGGAGGGGGACUGGCAGAGGAGGAAAUGCUGCCUCCGGAAACUAUCAGAAUGGUGACACUGGAGCCUAUCAUGAGUCUCCAGAUAAUGGAUGGAAUCAAGGCCGUGGACGUUUUCGUGGCCGUGGUAGAGGUCGAAGUUUCCCUGGUCGUGGUAGAGGCUUUUAUGGUGGUGCAGUGCAAGAUAAUAACUAUAAUGAUUUUGGCAUGGGUGGUGGCGAUCUCCCCCCUCGAGGUCAAGGACGUGGUAGGGGCAGAUCCAGUGGCAAUGCACAAUAUGGCAAUGGACAAUAUGGCAAUGGUAAUUUUAAUGACAAUGGUAUGGGCACUAUGGACUUCGCUCCACGAGGCAGGGGAGGCCGUGGCAGGGGCAGGUUUGGUGAUGAUGGUAAUUAUAAUGACAAUAGCUUUCGUAGAGGCCAAGGUCGUGGUCGAGGUAGAUUUGGUGGUAAUGCUCAAGACGGUGGUUAUUAUAACGACUAUGGGAUGGCUGGAGGGGAAGUAGCUUCACGGGGCCGAGGGCGUGGCAGAGGCAGGGCACGAGGAAGGGGUGGCAGGAAUUAAUCCCCGUGGGCAGACCGAAUGAACUAUUUGCAAGGGAAAGUUGGAUAAUGUAGAACUGUGAUUUUGAUAGUUUGUGAAUUUCUGCUGAAGGGGCAGGCAAUUUCUUUUUUGCUGAAGCAGUUUCUACUGUAAUGAGAUUAAGGGACUGAUGUACAAGCUUGAAUGUGGAUAGAAUGUGGUUUUUAGGUUUCUUAUAUAAAGAGAAAUGUUUGUAUAUCUUGCUCGUUUGUAGCACUGUCGGGCCUCUGUGUCAAAUUAAGCAAGGUAUAUAUAUUUUUUCAUUUCCGACUCUUCAUUGUUGAAGUGGGUGUCCACCAUAUGGAAAAAAUUUCUAAGUUGUAAUUUUUUUUGCUAUAACAGAGCAUUAGGGCGGCAAAAUAUAUUUGACACAUUACCAUUUGAUUUA
Cryptomeria japonica (Japanese cedar) is the source of this 1720-nucleotide messenger RNA. RefSeq lists its product as uncharacterized. The transcript is spliced from 12 exons. Gene Ontology annotation, molecular function: RNA binding. The record is from RefSeq and is a predicted model, not a curated record. Bases 283 to 1314 code for a protein of 343 amino acids. NCBI's taxonomy places the organism in Eukaryota, Viridiplantae, Streptophyta, Pinopsida, Cupressales, Cupressaceae.